Messenger RNA from Hibiscus syriacus, 2565 nucleotides. RefSeq names its product zinc finger CCCH domain-containing protein 17-like. Gene Ontology annotation, molecular function: metal ion binding. NCBI's taxonomy places the organism in Eukaryota, Viridiplantae, Streptophyta, Magnoliopsida, Malvales, Malvaceae. The transcript has 3 exons. Bases 116 to 2353 code for a protein of 745 amino acids. The record is from RefSeq and is a predicted model, not a curated record.
UCAAACUCCAAUCUCUUCUUCGCGUCUCUUUAUGUAAAGGUUUCGAUCUGGCAAAGGAAUGAUCCCUUCUCUCUUUUCCGAUUUGGGGAUUUGAUAUAUUGUUAAAGAAUCCGCCAUGAUAGCGGCUAUGCUGCAAAAACAACAGCAGCAGAAACAUGCGGUUGCAGCGACAGCUACGGCGGGGGAUACAAAAACAUCGGCCGAAGAAGAGACCUUGAAGAGGAACACAGAUUGCGUUUACUUUCUUGCCUCACCUUUAACCUGCAAAAAGGGAAGUGAAUGUGAGUAUCGCCAUUGCGAAUAUGCUCGGAUUAACCCAAGGGAUUGUUAUUACUGGCUGAAUGGUAAUUGCAUGAACCAUAAGUGCGGAUUUCGGCAUCCUCCCCUUGAUGGUUUGCUGGGAACACAAGUAGCAGCUCCGGCUGGUUCUUCCGUGCCUUCGUCACACAUCGCUGUGACACCAACACCGGCUAGUUAUAACCAGGGUGUUUCUUACAAUCCCGGAAAACAAGCAGUGCCAUGUGUUUUCUUCCAAAAGGGGCUUUGCUUAAAAGGUGACUGGUGUGCUUUUCUGCAUGGUCCAAGUACGAGUAAUAAAGCCCCUCAGCCAGCUGCAUUGCAUGGUCCAUGUACUAGUACUAGAGCCCCACAGCCGGCUGCAAACAUCACUGCUACCGAACCUAAUUCUUAUAAGAAGAUUUUUGGCGAUGCUGAUUCAUCUCAGUUGCAGAAGUUUCCCCCAAUUAAUGUUUCAAGGACAGUUGGAGUACCUCCUGAAAGUAAACCUGCCCCAAAACUUGAAGCUGCUUCGACUAGGACUGGUACUUCUAUUGGGGGAACUGUGCCACAUCCGGCUGGCAUGGAUGAGGAACUUCCUAAAUGUAAAGGAACAUACACUACCUCAGUUGUAAAUGAUAGUGCCAUGGGUCGUUCCAAUCGUUUGCAUCAAGUCCACAUUUCAGAUGAACCGAGUUUUCAUGCUGGUAAGGAGACUGACGAACUUUUGAGGGAGUCUUCUCCUGGGUUUGAUGUUCUUGUGGAUGAUGAGCAUGGAGAUUCUGAUUUCUACCACAGUGAAGAGAGAGAUGGAGGAGAGAGAGGACAUGAGGGAAGGAAUGUGAAUGAAUAUGAGAUUGGUCUUGCUGCUAAUUAUGAUGCCAUGGUUGAUGCUGACCGAGAUAUGUUUCUUGAUGGGAAUUACUAUGAUUCGUUUGACCAUGUGCAAAGGAACUACGGAUGGGACCAACCGAGUGCUUCAUCUGAGAGGAUAUCUCUGGGACCUUCCACACUUGAAAGAAGGGGCUACACCAGAGUUAAUAGUCUUGAUCGUGUUGAGGAGUCAGACCUACGGCAUCAAUUAUCUAAGCAUACGCAGGUCAAUGGCCUGAGGUCUGUUUUCAGUCAGGAUCGUGCCCUAGAAAACCAUGAAAGGGAGCAAAAUUACUGCGAUUCUCUUAGAGACUCACACCAUUUCCCUGCCCAUGAGAGCUCCUUUAGUAGUCGCCUUCGGGGUAGAAUAAAGCUUCCUGGAAGAUCUCUAGUUAACGUGACUGAUUCACGUCCUGAAAGAGAGAUAGAAAGGGGGCCAAAUUGGGGCCGAUUUUCGCCAGGAAAGCCACAAACCACCUCCCACCAGGGGAGGCUCCGUGACAGAAUAAAAGGAAGGGUGGAAGGGGAAUACAACAAUAAAGAUGGUCGAAGGUUUGGGGGUUCAAGAAUAAGACGAGAAAUAAUGGAUGAGAGGAAUGCUGAUUUUGCUGGUCCAAAACGUCUUGCAGAGCUGAAAGUUUGUAAGAAUAUUGAUAAUAAUGAGCACCUUUCUCUUGGAAAGCGAAAGAGCAUAGAGGAUCAUAAACAAACCGAAGGUGGUAUUUCAUUUGAAGGGCCAAAGUCUCUAAGUGAGAUUCUGAAGAGAAAGAGGCAAUCUGAACCUACAACUUCUGGAAGUGGUAUAGCAUCGGCACAUAAAGAUGUUAACCAGAAACAAAGCAAAGAAAGCUUGAAUGACGGCUCCAGUAACACAGUAGUUUCAUUGAUGCUGGAGGAGGCCAACAGAAAGGAUCAAUCCAAGUCUACAUCUGCAGAUAUUGGGACUGCAGAAGUUGCUCAUGGUGAAUCUUCUCAACUAAACAAUCACAAGCAUGAGAAUGAGGACGGGAUAAUUGGGGACGUGACAAUAGAAAAUCACAAGCACGAGGCAGAUGACCGGGGGGAUGAAGGGGAGUAUCACUACGAGGAGGGUGAUGAAGGAGAGUAUAAAUACGAGGGUGAAAAUGCGGACCCCAAAGAGGAAUACAUAGAGGAGGAAGACGGGGAUGACUUUGGAAAGAAGAUUGGUGUCAUGUUUUCAUGAACAGUGGGGAGAUAUAGAGAUGGUGAGAUAAUAUUGGAAUUUUCAUUGUAGAAGUAGGGGGGCAGUGAGUUUUGUUAUGUUCUCAUUGUAUUUAUGGGGGAUGAUGAUUCUUAUGUUUUUGAGGCCUUUUUAAUGUGCCUAGCAGUUGAACUUUAGAUUGUCCUAGUGCAUGGCUGGAAAGUUAGGAGAAUAGGGAAAAUUUUAAAUCUCCA